Messenger RNA from Apiotrichum porosum, 2022 nucleotides. RefSeq lists its product as uncharacterized. NCBI's taxonomy places the organism in Eukaryota, Fungi, Basidiomycota, Tremellomycetes, Trichosporonales, Trichosporonaceae. The record is from RefSeq and is a predicted model, not a curated record. The coding region runs from base 1 to 2022 and encodes 673 amino acids. The transcript has a single exon.
AUGUUUCCCCGCCUGGCGCUUACGCGCUCGGCAGUCGCAACGGCGGCCACCGCUGGAACACCUUUAGCGUCGUCGACGUCAAAGUCGGCGUCGGGUGCUGCUGGCCGCCGUCUACACCCGUUCUUGGGCGGGUAUGGUCCUGGACGGCCGGGCGCGUGUAGAGCAGUCAACUCUGCCGCCGUGCCUCUUGUCGAGCCCGAGGCAUUGCGUGCUGCUCCCCCUUCGACAGAGUAUCACGUCCACCAGCAAGGCUCGGCGGGCGAUGUGCCCGGGUCACUGAAGCAAAGGCAAAAGAUGCCCCUAGGCAGCGACAGGAGGACCAACGAGGGUACAGAAGGUGCAGGACCCAGCGCGUCUGCUACUACAGCUGCUGCUCGUGCGGCGUCGACGUCGACCUCGACCUCGGCGUCACCGGCCCUCGGCUCAUCGGCCGAAACCGUUGCCGAGCCUUCAGUGUCGUCGCCUGCGAGCGUGCCAGUGUCGGCGACGGGCGAGGGGUCCAAGCCGGCAUCACUGGACACUCGCAUUGCUCCCUUAUCGACGACCUCCCAGCCUGUGCCGCCAGCGUCUGUCGUCCAUGCCCUUGUCGCCGGUUCCGUUCCGCUCUCUCCGAUCGAGCUGCUCGAGUACUUUCAGCGCAGACCGUAUCUGUACUCGCCUACAGCUGCCCGCGCUCUCACAGCUUAUGCUGAGCGGGUAAACGACCUGCGAACGCUGGACAUGGCCAAAAACCUACUCGCCACAGAACGCAUGCCCACCCUCAACUCGGCGCUCUCAGUCCAACAAACGCAUUCCGGUGGGCGCCUGACUCGCCAUCACUCUCUAGGCCUCGACAUGACUCCCAAUCACAAGCUGAAGCGCAAGUUUGGCAGCAGCAAGUUUGUCAACGUGCGGUACGCUCGUCUUUACCCUCCUAUCGCCCUCCUGCCCGAUCGGCCCACGCCUCAAUCGUUUCUCCAAUAUCAACACCGCUUGCAGCUCAAGAACAAGCCUUUGGACUUGCCCACGGCUGUCGAGAUCCUUCGCAGUAUCCAGGGGGCCAACAAGUGGCACGAGCUGGCCCUCCUCGAGCUCGAACUGGUGUACACCUCCUCGUCCCCCGAGAGCAUCAUUGACAACUUUUGCGACCUUGCUCCUGCUGUGACGUUCACUCGACAGACGCUGCACGUCGCUGUCGUAGCCCUCCUGCGCAUGUUGACUUCCCAACCUGAACCCACCGCGACGUCCCAUGCCGGCGACUGGAGCCCCCAUAUCGAUCGGUUGGACAAGCUCCGCAAGCGCUUCACCAUGACCGCUGGGUCGGAGACGUGGCGGCACGUCGCUCUCCGCGCCGUGGAGAUUGACGACGAGGGCCUCGCCCGUUUCGCAUUCAUCCACGGCCGCAAAGAGCUGGGCCACGACCGUGUGCGCGCCGAGAAAGAGCGCGCCCAGGACAAGAUGCGCCUGACCACCGCCGCCCGGCCACCAGCCUAUGGCGCCGACGCGGUGCGCGCGGCGCUCGAGUCGCCCGUCUACGUGCGCUUCAACCACGAGUGGCGCGACGUCAAGCGCUGGCUCGAUGCCCUCGGUGUCAUUUACGAGACCAAGGGAUGGGCCACGCGCGGACCUCUCAUCCCGCCCGAGAAGCAAGGGCGGACGCCGCGCCAGAUUGCGCGCUGGGUCUGGGUCGGCAGGAAGGGCGAGGAGGCGGCUGCGAACCGCAAGCUGGUCGCGCAGGCCACGGCGGAUGGCCUUGUGGGCGGAGAGCCCACGUCAGAGGGUCUGCCCCAGCCUGCACCACUGCCUGCCGCGACCGCCCCUGCCGACGCGGAAGACCUUCUCGACGACCCGUCGACGAGCGUCGACAACGCCGAGCACGAACGCCCGGCCCCCAGCCUCAAGUCGCUGUUCCAGACCCUGCGGGCGGUGAAGGGGCAGGAGAGUGUCAAGGAGGAGGAGCAUGUGGCCGGCGAGGCCAAGGAAGACAAGGAGGACGAGGACGUGGACAACGACGUCGACGAGAACGAGAACGAGCACAAGUAA